AUGUUCAACCGCGAGUCCCUCUUUGGAAACAGGCAACCUCCUCCGCCAGGGCAGCGACAACCUGUUAGACAACAACCACCACCCUCUUCCUACGAACAACCUCCUCGAUACAGCGAAGACCGUCGAGCACCUCCGCCCCAACCGCAACAGUCAAGAGGAGGAAGAAUGCAGCUACGACCUGUCAACUCCCCGGCAGAGCUCAUCGUUUUCAACGUCUGUACAGUCUCACCGUAUGAUGUGCCGCCGUCACGCGAUGGAGAGACGUAUUUGUUACUUCAGGGUAAAUACGUGCUGACUGCACGGCCUCAUCCUUCCAUUGAGGGGGGCGCCAUCGGCUUGAACCAGAUUCAGCGAAGAUGGAUGAACGUCGCUUUGGCCGAUGUGGUGGAUGCGGAGAUCUAUGACCCGUUCAGGCAAGGGAAACAGUGCUACUUGGGCAAUAUGGACAUCGAAAUCGGCUUCGCUACCAACAAAGCUUUGAGCGAGGCCGUCGACCAAGAUGAACUCGCCGACGCUGUUAUCAAGACAUUCAGAAAUCAGAUCUUUGCUCCAGGACAAGACUUUCUCCUCGACUUCAAAAGUGUGAAGCUCCAAGGCAGUGUUAAGACAGUGGAACUGGUGGACCUCGCGAGGUUAGGGUCGGAAGGCAAAUCAGAAACCAACCCACAGGCUCGAGGCAUACUCACGCCAGAGUCUCGCAUCAACUUCUACAAAAAUGCAAAGUCUCCGAUCAACCUCAAAGGCUCGACACGACGACCUGCAGCCAACUCUAUCAUUCGCCCAGACUUCAAAUUCGAAGACCUAGGUAUCGGUGGUCUUGACAAAGAAUUCAGCGACAUCUUCAGACGAGCGUUUGCCUCACGCAUCGUUCCUCCAGGGCUUGCAGACAAACUUGGUAUUCAGCAUGUUCGUGGAAUUCUCCUCUAUGGCCCACCUGGCACCGGAAAGACGCUCAUCGCACGACAAAUCGGCAAGAUGCUUAACGCGCGAGAGCCCAAAGUCAUCAACGGACCCGAGGUACUCAACAAGUACGUCGGUCAAUCAGAAGAGAACAUUCGAAAGCUAUUCGCCGAUGCAGAGAAGGAGCAGAAAGAGAAGGGCGACGAAUCUGGGUUGCACAUCAUCAUAUUCGAUGAACUCGACGCUGUCUGCAAGCAGCGUGGCUCUGGCGCAGGAGGAGGCACUGGCGUUGGAGACAGUGUGGUCAACCAGUUGCUUUCCAAGCUUGAUGGUGUUGAGCAACUAAAUAACAUUCUCCUCAUAGGUAUGACGAACCGGAAAGACAUGAUCGACGAGGCAUUGCUACGAUCUGGACGAUUAGAAGUGCACAUGGAAAUCAGUCUCCCGGACGAGCCAGGCCGACAGCAAAUUCUCAAGAUCCACACAGGGAAGAUGCGCGACAAUGGCAAGCUAUCUGGUGAUGUCGAUCUAGCUGAGCUUGCAAAGCACACCAGGAACUUUUCAGGUGCUGAGAUCGGUGGUCUGGUCAAGGCCGCCAGCAGUUUUGCUCUUCAGCGACACAUCAAAGGAGGCACCGUUGCAGCGCUCUCCGACGACAUUGGAGAGAUUCAACUCCGCAUGCAAGACUUCGUCAACGCGUUACAAGAAGUUAAGCCGUUGUUCGGUGUCAGUGAAGAGGACCUGGAGCGUUGUGUCGAGGGCGGUAUCAUUCACUUUGGGUCCCACAUCGACAAGAUCCUCAGAGAUGGACAACAAUACGUACAACAAGUACGCAGCUCGGCCUCACAACAUUUGUCUGUUCUGCUACACGGCCCCAGCGGUUCCGGAAAGACGACCUUGGCUGCCCAAAUCGCCCUUAACUCACAGUUCCCAUUCAUCAAGCUAGUCAAGGCCGUGGAUAUGGUGGGCAUGAAUGAGAUUCAGAAGAUUCAACACCUCAGCAAAGUCUUCACAGACGCCUACAAAUCGCCUCUCAACGUGCUCGUGUUGGACGAGAUUGAGAUGUUUGUGGAUUGGGUGCCUGUUGGACCUCGCUUCUCCUCGGCGGUACUCGCUGCUUUGAAGGGACUGAUGGGCAACAAGCCUCCGAAAGGUCGGCCUCUCCUUGUAAUCGCAACCACUUCUGAGCGAAGUGUGUUACAGCAACUACAACUCAAGUUCAACGCCGAGAUAGCGAUACCGAAUGUGAGGCCGGAAGAACUACCUCAGAUCAUGCAGCAGUCAGGCGAGUUCUCGAACCAAGACAUCCAGAGAGCUGUCAGUGAGAUAGGAGACUUCCCAGGUGGUGUAGGCAUUCAGCAAGCGAUCUUGGCCAUUCAAACGGCUGUGCAAGAUUCUGAUCGUGUCGGACGGUUUGUGGAGGUUAUGGGAGAAAAGAUCCACAUGUAG
This is a messenger RNA of Zasmidium cellare ATCC 36951, 2349 nucleotides long. RefSeq lists its product as uncharacterized. Gene Ontology annotation, biological process: SNARE complex disassembly; Golgi to plasma membrane protein transport; intra-Golgi vesicle-mediated transport. Gene Ontology annotation, cellular component: Golgi stack. NCBI's taxonomy places the organism in Eukaryota, Fungi, Ascomycota, Dothideomycetes, Mycosphaerellales, Mycosphaerellaceae. Bases 1 to 2349 code for a protein of 782 amino acids. The record is from RefSeq and is a predicted model, not a curated record. Gene Ontology annotation, molecular function: ATP binding; ATP hydrolysis activity. The transcript has 3 exons.